UCAUUUUCACUAUCAACAUUGUUUACGAGUCAUAAAAUAUUGUUUUCUUUUUCUUCGUUUAAAGAUACACUUUUUCCAUCCAUUUGAUAACCGAUUUAUCACUCAUUAUGGAUAUAUCGAGAGCAACGAAUGAUCGGAAACUAUAUCUUUGCAAGUGGUAUUUUCGUGUCGGAUUUGCCUUUCUACCAUUCAUCUGGGCGGUGAACACCGUUUGGUUCUUUGACGAAGCAUUCAGAAAGCCAGCAUAUGAUGAACAGAAAUCUAUUCGAAAACACGUGAUAUUUUCUGCGAUAGGCGCUCUAUUGUGGGCAAUCGGUCUAGCCGCUUGGAUAACUAUUUAUCAAACGAAUCGUGUUGCGUGGGGAGAAUUUGCAGAUAGCAUUAGUUUCAUAAUACCACUCGGUACAGCGUAGUGAAUUUUCAUUUAUUUUUUAAUUAUAAAUACUAUGUAUAUAAAUUUUGACGCAGACAAACAUUACACUAAACAUCAGACAAUACUACAGAAUUUUAUUAGAUAAAUGUAGUGAGUAAUAAUCUUACUCUGUUUUCUCAACAUUGUGAUGUCAAAUGUUUGUGUGUGCGCGCAUCAGGUCACAUAUUUCGAAAAAAAUUGAAUAAAAAACAUUUUUUAUACACA
Molecule: messenger RNA, 637 nt
Organism: Contarinia nasturtii (swede midge)
Lineage: Eukaryota; Metazoa; Arthropoda; Insecta; Diptera; Cecidomyiidae
Gene: pen-2
Product: gamma-secretase subunit pen-2
Exons: 3
Coding region: 108-413 (101 amino acids)
Biological process (GO): Notch receptor processing
Cellular component (GO): gamma-secretase complex
Source: RefSeq, a predicted model, not a curated record